GGAUAGCAACACACAAUACAAAAGAAGUGAAACUUUCACUACAGAAGCUUGCUGUUUCAAAACUCAACAGCAAUGGCUUCUAUCUCAUGCAUCACCCACCACCCCGCCACUUCCAAGCUAAAAACUUUCUCCCCUUCACCUCACGCUUAUGCCUCAAACUUGGCUUCCAGGUUUCUGGGCACAAAAAAAAGUGUUGGGUGGCUCAGCCUCACCUCUAGUAUUGGCCCCUCCAACGGCUCCAGAGCCACGUGCUGGUUCAGGUUCGGGAAGAACGGUGUUGAUGCCGAAGGUGCUGGCAUUUAUGGCAGCCAGAGCCGUGAUGACUUCGAUAGAGAUGAUGUGGAGCAGUACUUCAACUACAUGGGGAUGCUAGCAGUAGAUGGAACCUAUGAUAAAAUGGAAGCCCUUCUAAGCCUAAACAUCCACCCUGUGGACAUCCUUCUCCUAUUAGCUGCAUCAGAAGGUGACAAGCCAAAAAUUGAAGAACUCCUGAGAGCUGGAGCAAAAUAUGAUGUAAAAGAUAGAGAGGGUAGGACCGCAUUGGACCGAGCCAACGAAGAAAUUAAAGAAUUCAUUCUUAAUUUUUCAGUGCAAAGGGCAUGAUUUGUUUGUUUCCACCAUAAGCAUGCCUAUUCAGCUACAUAGUUGCUAACAUUUUGAUAACUUUUGAACUCUGUUAGUUUAUAUGCUUUGGAUUAAUCAUCAGAAUGGAUUUGAAUA
Messenger RNA from Vigna angularis (adzuki bean), 720 nucleotides. RefSeq names its product protein LHCP TRANSLOCATION DEFECT. The record is from RefSeq and is a predicted model, not a curated record. Gene Ontology annotation, biological process: granum assembly; intracellular protein transport. The transcript is spliced from 2 exons. The coding region runs from base 73 to 603 and encodes 176 amino acids. Gene Ontology annotation, cellular component: chloroplast stroma; chloroplast envelope. Lineage: Eukaryota; Viridiplantae; Streptophyta; Magnoliopsida; Fabales; Fabaceae.